Colletotrichum phormii is the source of this 1299-nucleotide messenger RNA. RefSeq names its product Tannase/feruloyl esterase. The record is from RefSeq and is a predicted model, not a curated record. The transcript has a single exon. Lineage: Eukaryota; Fungi; Ascomycota; Sordariomycetes; Glomerellales; Glomerellaceae. The annotation marks the transcript as partial.
UGCAACGUCACGGUAUCAUACACCCAUCCAGGCCACGGCGAUGUCGUCAACGUACACGUCUGGCUGCCCCUCGAGAAAGACGCUUGGAAUAGGCGAUUCAUGGGUUUAGGCGGCGGCGGAUUCGUAGUCGGCGAAGUCGACGGCGACGCGCCGAGCGCCGCAAUCCAGGAAGGCUACGUCGCUGCCGUUACGGACGGCGGGCAUCUCGCCAGCACCCCACCCGAUGUCUGGGCGCUACGAAGCCCUGGAAAUCUGGACUGGCCGCAGCUGGUCAACUUUGGAUACAGGAGUUUGCAUGAGCUCGCUGUUGUGGGCAAGGCCGUUUUGAAGGGGUAUUAUGAGGAGGAGGAGAGGUAUAGUUACUUUAAGGGGUGUUCGACGGGGGGAAGGCAGGGACUGGCUGUGGCGCAGAAGUACCCCGGGGACUUUGACGGGGUGUUAAGUAUGUGUCCUGCGGUGGAGUUUCCUGCCAUGGUGACGUCGUUGUAUUUUGGGCAGUUGGUUAUGCAGUGGAGGGGGCAUUGGCCUUCUGGGUGUGAGUUGGGUGCUAUUGUGGCAGCUGGGGUUGAGGAGUGUGAUUUGGGGGAUGGGAAGGGGGAUGGGAUUAUUGGUAGGGUCGGGGAGUGUGGGUUUGAUGUGAGGUCGGCGGAGGGAAGGGAGUUUGCUUGUGAGGGAGCAGAUGGGAGGAAGAUUGAGGGGAGGGUGUCGAGGGCGGCGGUUGAGGUUGUUGAGGAGGUUGUUGGGGGUGUUUUGGACGACGAGGGGAGGGCGAUGUUUCCGAGUUAUGUUCCUGGGACGCAGUUUGCGGGAUUCCUUGCUAUGAUGAAUAGUGUCUGCCAGGAUGAGGCCGAUCGAACGCGGUGUAAGGGUGUGCCGUUCUCCGUGGCGGAUGAGUGGAUUCGGUUGUUUAUCGAGAAGGAUCCGGCGUUUGAGCCGGAGAAGAUGUCGAGGGAGACGUUCCGGGAUGUCUUCCGGCGGGGCGUGGAGGAGUUUGAUUCUGUUAUCGGGACACCUGUGCCGGAUCUGAGGAGGUUUAGGGAGCGCGGGGGUAAGGUGUUGAUGUGGCACGGCAUGGCGGACCAGGCCAUCUCUAUCAAGAUCGGACGCGGGUUGUAUGAGAAGGCUAAGGGGAUUGAGACCAAGCGUGGGGUUGAGAUUGAAGGGUUCUGGCGGUAUUUUGAGGUUCCGGGGGUGAAUCACUGUGUCUCGAUGACCGGGGCGCCGUUCCCCUGGAGUGCGUUGAAGAAGUUGAGGUCGUGGGUUGAGAAUGGGGUUGCGCCGGGGCAGUUGGAUGCGAGG